Messenger RNA from Plenodomus lingam JN3, 1539 nucleotides. RefSeq lists its product as uncharacterized. The record is from RefSeq and is a predicted model, not a curated record. Lineage: Eukaryota; Fungi; Ascomycota; Dothideomycetes; Pleosporales; Leptosphaeriaceae. Gene Ontology annotation, biological process: mitochondrial respiratory chain complex IV assembly.
AUGAGGACGCCAUAUACAUGCAGACAAUGUCUGUCGCUUGUGAAAAGUUCGCGAGUCCAAUUAAGAUCAUGGCCAGCCUUCCGACCACUGGCGCAAAAAGUAUCCUCGCAACGGAAUCACUCCACCAAAGGUCCUGUGCAGCUCAAGCCCACAAACCCCCAACGCAAUGUCUCGACAACAGCGACAAGAGCAGCCGCGAAGCCAUUUCAGCCUUACGACUAUAUUGAUCCUGAGGGAAUCAAGCGGACCCUCAUGUUGACCGAGGACAACCUCUUCAACUCCUUCACCAACUCGCCGAUCCCCCAGAUACGGAAACGAGCGGCCUUUAUGCGCCAACAUGCCUACUGCCCCCACCCUUCACACCAGCCUACACGUGCGCCCAAAAAUGCCAUGGAUCUUGAGGCGCGCAAAUCGUCCGAGACGGGCGCCCCGCCAGCCCACGUCAACUUCGAAUGCCCCGAUUGUGGUAUCCCAGUCUACUGCUGCGAGGAGCACUGGGCGGACGAUUAUGAAGCACAUCUCGAAGUCUGCGACGUGCUGCGGCAGAGCAAUGAGGAUGACCACGAUUUGAGAAGCGGGAGAUUCUUCAAGGAAUUUCAAUUCGCGGAGCCGCAGAUGGAGGAGAUUCUUGUCAACAUGACUAGCUGGGACACAUAUCUCUACACACGAGACUUUGACGCGCUCAACAAGGAUCGUGAGAUGAGGCAGGCGACCAAGUUACUCACCUAUCCCAUGACCAUUGCCAGCAUCAUCAAUGAGUUGAGCCCCUAUAACAUCCGCAAAAACGGACGCAUGACCCCAGAGGGCCUGAAGAGCUUUAGCGCUCUCCGACAUUCUCUCCACCCUCCACGGACUGGCGGUGGCGACACUUGGAAGAAUGCCCGUAUCGCACCCCCCUCCGUCCGCCUCUUCAUCCUUGGCGCCCGCGCCGAGUCCUCUCUGCCCCGCGAAACCUGGAUGCAACUCGCAUACCUCUUUCAUCGCGUACAAUUCUCCCUUCACUUCAUCGGCCCCGAAGCCAUGGCAAACCGCGAAAAGGAGCUACCCCUACCUGAGCGCACACCCCUCAACCCCUUCGGCGCCGUCAUCGAAGACCGCAUCAACAGCGCCAUGAAGAUCACCACUUUCGUUGAACACUACCAUAACAUCCACAAAACGGGCUACUUCUAUCCCUACGAUCCUUACUUUGACUGCUUUGUUGCCUUCCACCCCGGUUUCGGCAAUGCGGCGAGUAUGCACGAAUGGGAGGAGACGCUACCGCUUCUGCUAGAAACAAAGGUUCCUAUCAUUGCGACUGGCUAUUCGCCAUGGGAUAUGCAGCAGGACGUUGAGCACUUGAAGAAUAGAUUUGGGAAUGAGAUGGACAUACUGCUUGAACCCGGCGAGAAUCUCUUCAGGAGUUUGAGAUGGGAUCUCAACGACUUGGACCCGCAUGAUGUUACAUGUAGUAACUGGGGUGUGUAUGCCUUCCGCGGCAAGCGGUAUGAGACGAUGAAGAAAGAAGAUGAAGCCGAGGUCCAUAGCGAUAGGACGGCUUGA